CUCAGCCAUUUUCAACCAUUUAACACCUUUUCCUUCAAUCUUUAUCCUUUUCAUCUUUGCCCCAACAAUUUAGCUGAUACAGAGUUUCAUAGUUAACCUCUUAAGCUGACUUAUCCUCGCCCUCUUCAUCUUCCCUCAAUUUUUCAUUUUUUUAAAAAAACAUUAGUUUCAGUGUAAUAACCAGUUAGUUACUUUCCCUGGUAUCAACCGUUUCUUUCAACCCUCAACAUCUUGAACCAGACAAAUUACCUUCGACCAUUUCUGGUUUGAUUUCAUUAUUUCAUUUUACACCUUGUGAAUCAUUUGAAAUCAUGAUUAUGAGACAAAUUAUGCGCUAUCUUAUAAUUUGGUGUUACUAUUUACUUUCGCUAAUCAACAUUUAGUACCAGUUUUUGGUCAACUUACAACUUGACACUUUCCUCUCAAUCAAUCCUUUUUCAGUUCAUUUUUACUCGCUUUUUGUAUUCAUGUUUAAUCAAAAUCAUGGUUUCUUGAAUUGUCCUAGUUGUUUAUUUAACAAAACACACCAUGGAAACUGAUUUACAUGGAUGAAUACGUUGAAAUAUCGGAAAGAAAGACAAGAGAAGAUAUUCACCUUCAUCAUCUUCACCAUCUUCACCAUUCUCAUCAUAAUCAUCUUUGUUUAUCCAGUAAUUCGAGUAAUCCUUCAGUGUGCCAAGGAUCAGGCCAUUAUCAUAUUCAUCCUCAUGUUCAACCAUCACCCUCAACAUCCUCAACACCAUUGUCACUACAAUCAACAAAACCAGUUUUACUGUCAUCAAAUCAAUUUCCAGUGAAUCCAUUGUCAACCUCAGUUACUACCGUAGCAUCUUCCGUCCAUCGAACCAAAGCACAUUUAGGUUCACCCAUUGGUUCACUUUUCAGAUCUUUCAUUUCUUGGCCUUUGGAUAGUCAACUAAUCACGAGUAUCAUUAUGAUUGAUGUUUUCAAAUCACUACGAACUUUGUUUAAAAUAAGUCGAGUUCACAUUGAUAACAGUCUAUUGCGACUUCACUAUUCAUUAACAGUUACACUUUUACUUGCCUUUUGUGUUGUUGUUACAACUAAACAAUAUGUUGGUGAUCCAAUUGAUUGUAUUAAGGAUGAAAAUAUUCCUCAAUCAGUGAUUAACACCUAUUGUUGGAUCCAUACAACUUACACUAUUCCCAGAGCUUUGGCUCGAACUGGAUCCAGAGGACUUCCUCAUCCAGGUAUUGACAGCACUCAGGAUGAAGCUGAAUUCAGAUACCAUAAGUAUUAUCAAUGGGUAUGUUUUGUGUUAUUCAUCCAAGCAGCUCUGUUUUACAUUCCAAGAUGGCUUUGGAAAAUGUGGGAAGGCGGAAAAAUAGCUACCUUAAUGAUGGAUUUAGAUGUUGGUAUAUGUACCGAUACAGCAAAGCGCCAAAAAAAGAAACUCUUAGUGGAUUAUCUUACGUCAAGUAAAGGCUAUCAUGACUGGUAUGCUGCUAGGUUUUUCUUUUGUGAAAUAUUAUUUUUUGCAAACGUAGCUGGUCAAAUGUAUAUGUUGGACAAAUUUUUUGAAGGUGAAUUCCUUCGAUAUGGUAUCGAAGUGAUUCAAUUUUUCCAAAUGGAUCAAGAAGACCGGGUUGAUCCUAUGACCCGAAUAUUCCCUAAAGUGACCAAAUGCCGUUUCUAUAAAUACGGACCAUCAGCUGGAUUAAUUUCAAUUGAUGCCCUCUGUCUUUUACCUUUAAAUAUCAUUAACGAAAAGAUUUACAUCUUCAUUUGGUUCUGGUUUUUUACACUCACCUUUUUAACUGGAAGCAUGAUUUUGGUGCAUCUAAUUGUAAUUGCCUGUCCACCAGUUAGAGUUUAUCUACUUAAUAUGCAAUUCCGUUUAUCCCAACUUGACCAUCUUCAUACAAUUGUGAGACGAACAUCAAUUGGUGAUUGGUUUCUGUUGUAUAUGCUGGGACAAAAUAUUGACCCAGUCGUGUUUAAAGAGGUUCUUGAAGACUUGGCAACAUCCAGUGACUCCCAGCCUAAAGAAUCAUCACUCAGCUGAUAAAUUGUUUUCAUCUUUGUACCAUUUCUAUCAUCCUUGCCCAUGAUACUAACCGUCCAUUGGUAAACCUUCAAGUGGUCUUAAUAUAUGUGCCUUUACAAUUAACCAAUCCCGUUGAAAUUUGAAAUUUUCUGGCCUCAAGUUACCAUCAGCCUUAUGACUACUUUUUAUAUAAACUGAAAUUGUUUUUAUUCAAUUUGAAUAUCCAUCCGAUGAUAUCUUUUAAUUUUAAUUUCACCCAAGGAUCCAUGUGUAUAUAUUUCAACCAAUUGUGUCCAUUUGUUUCUCAUAAUGUGCCUCAAACUGAUUUUAAUUUAACUCGUUUGCUUUUACUGGAAGUCACUUUUGGUCCAUCAGCUGAACCUUUUGCUUUUGUAAUUUCAAUUUUCUCAGUCAUUUAUUCUGGUCAUUGAUCAUUCUCUAACUUGAGCUUGCCUCACUUACCAAAAAGCUACUUGUCAGCCUUCUUGUCCUGCCAAAUUUGUAAUCCAAAUUUGUAAUCCAAAUUUUUGUAUUGAUCAGUUUAAAU
Molecule: messenger RNA, 2555 nt
Organism: Tetranychus urticae (two-spotted spider mite)
Lineage: Eukaryota; Metazoa; Arthropoda; Arachnida; Trombidiformes; Tetranychidae
Product: innexin shaking-B-like
Cellular component (GO): plasma membrane; gap junction
Molecular function (GO): gap junction channel activity
Source: RefSeq, a predicted model, not a curated record